This is a messenger RNA of Oryctolagus cuniculus (rabbit), 1100 nucleotides long. The record is from RefSeq and is a predicted model, not a curated record. Lineage: Eukaryota; Metazoa; Chordata; Mammalia; Lagomorpha; Leporidae.
AAGAAGAAGAAGAAAAGAAAAGAAAAAGAGAAAUGGCUUGAACCACAAGAGCGAUGCAGCAUGCUGAAGUGUGUUACAAGCUGAUUUCAUCAGUUGACCCACAGUUCCUGAAACUCACCAAAGUGGAUGACCAAAUCUACUCUGAGUUCCAAAAAAUUUUUGAGAAACUCAAGAUAGAUGUGUUAGACCCAGAAGAACUUAAACCAGAAUCAGCAAAAGAGAAGCGGAGGCCAUUCUGCUUGAAGUUUAAAGGGAUUGUGGAAGACUUCAUCUAUGGUACUUUGCUGCAACUAGAUUGUACUCAGAGUUACACUGAGGAAAACACCAUCUUUGCUCCCAAAAUACAGUUUUUGGCCAUUGAAACAGCUCGGAACCAGGAAGGCUGUAACAAAGCAGUUUACAUCAGUGUUCAGCACAAAGGAGAGAAAGCAGGGGUCAGUGGAGGAGAGCAAGAGAAAGCUGAGAAAAAAGAAGAGAAAGGAGCCAACAGUGGAGGGAAAAAAGAGGAGGGAGUUGCCAGAGAAGGAGAAAAAGAGGAAACUGCCAAAGAAGGAGAAAAAGAGAAAGAAGCUGACAAAGAAAUCUGAAGUGGGGAAUAGCCACGUAAGGUGAACAGGGACCAGAGCUCUAGAGGCUACUCUAGCUGAGCCAAAUGCCACAGUGCUAUUUGCACAGACGCCUUUGGUUGUAAAUGUAAAUCUUUGUGCAGCUGAAAGGUGCUCAGAGAGACAUCUCUCUAGCCUAAGAGUCAGGAGCUGCUCUAGUUGUUUUAUAAACUGGCUUAAAGACUUUUAGUGAAGUUUUAGUUGACUGUUUGUGUGUUGUUUCUUGACUCUCACUGCUUCUCAAGUAAGAAAUGUUGUAAAUAAAUGUCUUCUGUUUCUUAACAAAAAAAAGCAAAGCAAAGCAUUUUUGAAUUAAAAGAAAUUUUGCAAUUAAAAUUAAGUUAAAAGAGGGGUUAGCAUUGUGACUCAGCAGGUUGAGAUGUAGCCUGCAGCACCAGUAUCCUAUAUAGGUGCUGGUUUGAGUCUCAGCUGCUCUACUUCAGAUCCAGCUCCUUGCUAAUACACCUGGGAAAGCAACAGAAGAUGGCUGAAGUA